AUGUCUAUUCCAGAAGGUUUCCAAGAGGUGACGAGCACCAUGCCACCUUUGGCAAACGCUAAUCCUUAUGGCCCUGAUCCAUCUGAUUAUUUAUCCAAUGUUUCCAAUUUCCAAAUUAUAGAAAGUACAUUACGAGAAGGUGAACAAUUUGCCAAUGCCUUUUUCAGUACUGAGACCAAGAUUCAAAUCGCCAAGGCGUUAGAUGAUUUUGGAGUGGAUUAUAUUGAAUUAACAUCACCUGUUUCGAGUGAACAAUCCCGUAAGGAUUGUGAAGCGAUCUGUAAAUUAGGGUUAAAAGCCAAGAUCUUAACUCAUAUUCGAUGUCAUAUGGAUGAUGCGAGAGUGGCAGUUGAAACUGGGGUUGAUGGGGUUGAUGUUGUGAUUGGCACGUCUCAGUUCUUAAGACAAUAUAGUCAUGGGAAAGAUAUGAGUUAUAUUGCCAAGAGUGCAGUUGAAGUGAUUGAAUUUGUUAAAUCGAAAGGGAUUGAGAUUCGUUUUUCAUCAGAAGAUUCCUUUAGAAGUGAUUUAGUGGAUUUAUUAAAUAUUUAUCGUAUUGUUGAUAAAAUCGGAGUGAAUAGAGUUGGGAUAGCUGAUACGGUUGGAUGUGCUAAUCCACGUCAAGUUUAUGAAUUAGUACGAACUUUAAAAUCAGUGGUUAAAUGUGAUAUUGAAUGUCAUUUCCAUAAUGAUACAGGAUGUGCUAUUGCCAAUGCUUAUACUGCCUUAGAAGGUGGAGCUAAAUUAAUCGAUGUAUCAGUAUUGGGAAUUGGAGAAAGAAAUGGUAUAACUCCCUUAGGUGGAUUAAUGGCAAGAAUGGUAGCUGCCAAUAGAGAAUAUGUGUUAUCAAAAUAUAAAUUACAUAAAUUAAGAGAUUUAGAAAAUUUAGUGGCUGAAAGUGUUCAAGUUAAUAUUCCAUUUAAUAAUCCAAUUACCGGAUUUUGUGCUUUUACUCAUAAAGCAGGUAUUCAUGCUAAAGCCAUCUUAGCUAAUCCAUCAACUUAUGAAAUUUUAAUCCCAUCAGAUUUUGGAUUAACGAGAUAUAUUCAUUUUGCCAAUAGAUUAACGGGAUGGAAUGCGAUUAAAUCAAGAGUUGAUCAAUUGAAUUUGAAUUUAACUGAUGAACAAUGUAAAGAGGUGACUAAUAAGAUUAAGAAAUUAGGUGAUGUUAGACCGUUAAAUAUUGAUGAUGUUGAUUCUAUUAUAAAGGAUUAUCAUGCUGAUGUUAGUACACCAAUGUUUAAACCUAAAAAGAAUGGGAUAUUAAGAGUACCACAUGAUUUACCUCCAUUAGAUGAUGAAUAUAGUAGUAAAAGAAUUAGAUUUGAAUAA
Scheffersomyces coipomensis is the source of this 1329-nucleotide messenger RNA. It is a transcript of the gene LYS21, whose product is annotated as homocitrate synthase. The transcript has a single exon. Gene Ontology annotation, molecular function: homocitrate synthase activity. The record is from RefSeq and is a predicted model, not a curated record. Bases 1 to 1329 code for a protein of 442 amino acids. NCBI's taxonomy places the organism in Eukaryota, Fungi, Ascomycota, Pichiomycetes, Serinales, Debaryomycetaceae. Gene Ontology annotation, cellular component: mitochondrion.